This is a messenger RNA of Anoplopoma fimbria (sablefish), 1132 nucleotides long. RefSeq names its product dynein light chain Tctex-type 3-like. Gene Ontology annotation, cellular component: cytoplasm; kinetochore; cytoplasmic dynein complex. The coding region runs from base 92 to 433 and encodes 113 amino acids. Gene Ontology annotation, biological process: microtubule-based movement. The transcript is spliced from 5 exons. Gene Ontology annotation, molecular function: dynein intermediate chain binding. NCBI's taxonomy places the organism in Eukaryota, Metazoa, Chordata, Actinopteri, Perciformes, Anoplopomatidae. The record is from RefSeq and is a predicted model, not a curated record.
CAGACGUGAAGCAGGAAGUAAACCGGAACAGCGUUCACGAAACAGCCGCUGAGCCGGUGAUAAUAAAGGGGAUACCUCUGUGAGAUAAACGAUGGAGGAAUAUAACUCUGGAGAUGAGGUCGUCUUCAAUGCUGAUGAGGUCAAUAUCUCGGUUAAAGAGUGUAUCGAAGGUGUCAUUGGUGGAACUGAUUACAACCAGAAUAAAGUGAACCAGUGGACGGCCAGUAUAGUUGAGCACUCUCUCACUCACCUGGUGAAGCAAGGACGUCCGUUCAAAUACAUAGUAAACUGUGCGAUCAUGCAGAAGAGUGGUGCUGGUCUCCACACAGCCAACUCCUGCUACUGGGACACUACCACUGAUGGAAGCUGCACAGUCAGAUGGGAGAAUCGCAACAUGUACUGUGUGGUCAGUGUGUUUGCUGUGGCGCUGUGAGCUGCUCUCUCUCUCUCUGGACACCAUCAUGUCUGACUCUUGAAAUGGCACUGUGACCAAGAAGUCAUGAAGCUCCUCUAAUGUAUCCCUCAGUGCGUACAAGUUACUUAUUUCGCCUCACAGGCUGGAAUGACUUAACGUCAGAAUAAGAGUUAAUUUGAGAAAACUUUGCUUUAUAGAGACCAAGGACAUAAUUCAACCCUGAAGCAGUGCUUUGUUAGGAAAUAACACCUGCGUGAACACUAAAUAGUUUCUCUCCCUAAUGUUGUAAUUUGUCUAUAAUGUAAAUCUUGAUUAAGUUUAAGCCGUGCUUGCAACAAGGUUCUAGGAAUGCAGUGUCUUGUCUGUCCAGACUGAAAUAUCCCAACAACUAUUGGAUGGAUUGCCAGGAAAUUUGCUACACACAUUCAAGCCUCCAUCCUGAUAAAUUGUAAUAAGCCUGAGUUAAGCCUCAGGCUGCUAGCACGGCUGUAGACUCUUAGUCUUCUCUUUGUUUACCUCCUUCAAUACAUUCCCGAAUAAAACAGUUGCUGUCGUGAUAAGUUUGGUAUUUAAAAAAAGUCUGUUGUGUUUUAGUAGCUAACUGACUACUUGUAAAAAGUAUCUCUGCUAAUCUGCAUUAUUAUUUUAUUGAUGGGUAAAAAAACUGUAGAUAUGAGAGUUUGUUUUUCAAGGAUGAUGUAAUUUAAUGGUCAGAAU